CUUUUCGCGAACGUGAAACUCAGUAGUACGCUACCACCCACGCACGUAGUACGCACGUUCGCUCCACGUGUGCUCUAGAAGUUUAUCCCCGUUUCUUACAUCUUACAACGCGUGUUAACAACGAGGGAGUCCCUCCCGGGCGAAGAUUCCUCCGGCGCGUCUUGGUGGCGGAAUAAUUUGUAAGUACAUCGAGCUGGGAGCAUUCGUACCUGUCGUAACACGAGGAUAGAAAAGACGGUCGGGCCGUUGAAGAUCUCAAAAAUAAAUAAUCGAUGUAAAGUUCGUGUCAGUCCGCAAUAUUGUGACGAUUAUCAGAGCCACGUAAAGAGAAGACGGAGCGAACGACUUGCGUCUGUACAAUAUUUGCGGAUGUCAUUUUCGUGAUGUGAAGCGAACGAGGGAUUCCCCGUCAGGGAAAACACCACGAGGAUAAGCGAGAGCACAACCGGGUGAAUGCCACGAGGCUCAACAAAUCUCUGGUAUUGAAAAAGAAAUGAACCAACGGCAACGUAAUUUUCCAUUUCAUAUAUUCGAUACGUGACUUUCCGUUUCGACGAUUCGCUCUAUUAAUUCUCCAUCGAGGAACAAAGCAAUUAAAAAUUGCAAUGUCGUAUCCAUAAUGGAAAUAUUCAAAAUGACAAAUUUACGUUACGCGGAGCAAAGAAUUUUUCGCAUUGACAAUGCCAAGAUCACAGAUUUCGUAAGACGAGACGAAUGCAGGUUGCCUUGAAAAAAUCAAGAAAAGAUCGAGGACUAUAACUGUCUACAGUAUAAGAAAUCAACAUGUCCGCUACCGAAUCGUGUGAUGAUGACACAAGCCCGACACGCCGACCGAGGGAAAACAGAAUUUAUAGCGUUAUCUUACCAACCAAAACAUCACUGCUUCCGGAACUACCAUGCACUGGAAAUGAUAUACCGCCACCAAUACCACGUCGACAUUCUGCUACACCAGCGGUAGCACCACCUCCGAUUCCGCUGAGGCCACCAGCGAUCCCGAAAAGAAGCAAGAACGAAAAACCUAUACCAUUGCAACUUACAACUAGGCAAAGCAAUCAAGUAACUCCUUGUAAGAGCGAUCCUUCGUCCGCACCUUCACCAGGAAUACCGGCUUCGUGGAACAAUGUCGACUCGACAAAUCAAAAACUUAUAGAUUUGGGUACUUUCAGAAAUCAGAAUCAAGCGUCACAGGAUUACAUGCUGAGUUAUAGCGGAAAGGACUCGCGGGAAACGAACGAGCAAAAUAACGAUUUUGUGGCUGACUUCGAGCAAGCGAAUUUUCAAGAAAGACAUAAGCUGCCACAACAUUCGAGCUUUGAAGAGUUGCAAAAGGCCUCCUUGGACCUCGAGAAACGACUUCACGAGAGAAUUAUUAAAAGCGCUGAGAUAAAGUUCGAGAAUCCGAAUGGCCGUCAACAACAGGGCACAGUAACAUCGCGACAUAACAGACAGCAAAAUUUGUCAAAAUUUACGAAAGAAAACGAGCCCGAGAGCUGCGAGCAAAAAGAAUCGUCCGAGAGCAAGCCCAGAGAAGAAAUGGCGUUACCGCGAAGGGAGAUUUUUCAAAAAGAUGAAUUGAAGUAUGCGACGAUUUUAACUUCCGGCCGUGAGCGACGAUCAAAGUUCGAGGAGCUGCAGGCAGCCUCGAAAAAUCUAGAGAGACGUUUACACGAAGACGACGAUUAUCGUCGGCGCCAGGAGAUGGAGAGACGGAUAAGCAAAGACAAGCCACCUAGGUACAGAUACGAGGACCUGGAGGGAAUCCCGCAUGACCUCGACAAACGUUACCAUGGCGAGCAGAGGGCUUUAGAGCAGCAUCCGAUAAUGCGAAGCAAAUACGAGAACGACAUGGAGAGGGCAAGGAAUAUUCUUCAGCAUAAUUUGAGGAAGGAGCGAGUCGGCGGCGAGAAACUCGAGAAAUUGCCAAAAGCAACACAGACGAAUCUACCACCACCCCUGAGCGCUAUUUGUCAGAGUCCCGUACCGAAACCUAUCAGCGUCCGGCAGGACAGCAACGUUUCCUCAGACAGUUUCAGUCAAACCAGCUCGCCCAGUUAUACCAGCAAAACAAUGGAAGCACCCCUCCUGCCUCACAAGCACGGAAAAGUCCCAGACAGAGCCUUGGUGUCGGAGCCUGAUAAUUCAUCUGGCAGGCCGAUAACGAAGUCUUCGAGCACGCCGGCCAGUUUGCAGACCAUCGUUAGGAUGCACGCCGGGAACAACAACUCCUUGCACCAUAAAAUAAUCAGAGAUAUGACUGGCAGCCACUACGUGACAACGGGAAGACUACGUUUCAGAUUUGUGCAGGUUCUGCUUAAUGCCAUUGCUCUCUUGGCCAUCGCCGGCGGUUUAGCCGCAUACUUCAAAACAUAUCCUGAAAAUGACUUCAAAUUGGAGAAUAGAACCAUAUACACCGCUGUGAUCCCAAUACCUGAAAGCACGCAUUUCAUCGUCGAGGAUAGAAAUCCGGCUCCUGGAGUGUGUCUGCCUAUCAUCGUGACUUUCUGUCAGCAGCACAAGGUUCCGUACAACUAUACUGUGUUUCCAAAUUACAUGGGCAAUUUCGGACAGCGGGAAGCCCAGCACGAGCUGGAGCUUUACGAUGCUGUCGUUGACGUCAGAUGUUACGAACUGGCUGCUCUAUUCCUGUGCAGCGUUUUCGUGCCGAAAUGCGGCCCUCGAGGUCGUGUCGUACGUCCCUGUCGCAGUCUCUGCUUUCAAACUAAAAGGCGUUGCGGUUUCUUUCUCAAAGUUUUUGGUUUGUCACUCCCGGAUUAUUUGGAAUGUGAACUUUUCCCGGAGAAUCCGAAUUCCGACGAGUGCAUCGGGCAUCAUGAAGUGAUCGAAGCGGCAAGAAGGGCUGAGAAACCAGUGUGCACCAGUGGCUUUCAAUGCGAUGGCACAAGGUGCAUUCCGUUCGAUUGGCGAUGUGAUGGUCAUCUCGACUGUUCGGAUCACAGUGAUGAGAUCGGAUGUGGAAACUGCAAUUCCAGCAUGUUAUUGGGACCGGAGUAUGGUAAAUUAAAGACGGGACCUUCGAGUGAAACUACUAUUUCUGUAAAGUCUUCAUUACACUGCGGCGAAAGAAGAUGCAUGUUAGCAAAACAUAUUUGCGAUGGGGUCAUGGAUUGUCCUUGGGGGCAAGAUGAGCGAUAUUGCCUGAAAUUAAGCCAGAGAAACGGGGAUGUCGGCGAGGGCCGUCUGGAGGUAUAUCAUGCUGAAAUGGGUAAAUUUAUGCCAGCGUGUGCUUCACACUGGGAAUCAACAUCGCCGCAAGAGGUUUGCGCUAUGUUGGGAUAUACAGUUGCAAAAGGAUAUAAGUUGCUGAUUGACGAUUUAAGAAAUGUGACAGAAAAUACCAAGUAUAACAAAAGUACUAAUUUGCUGAAGCAAUUUCAAACGUGCAUCAAGGAUCGGGAGCCUUAUCCCAUGGUCAAACUUACUUGCGUGGAAUACGCUUGCGGCCGCAGACGCUCCGGAAACGUGAGGGUAAAGCGAAUAGUGGGCGGUGUGGAGUCAGCCCCUGGUGAUUGGCCGUUUCUUGCAGCCCUUCUUGGUGGCCCAGAACAGAUCUUCUACUGUGCCGGAGUCCUUAUUGCCGAUCAAUGGGUGCUGACCGCAUCUCAUUGCGUUGGGAAUCAUUCAGAAGUGUCCGGUUGGACGAUACAGCUUGGCAUUACUCGAAGACUUUCUCAUUCUUACUUCGGUCAAAAACUGAAGGUGAAAAGAGUUAUACCUCACCCGUACUACAACCUCGGUGUUGCUCACGACAACGAUGUCGCAUUGUUCCAACUUGACAGACGAGUUCAAUAUCACGAACAUCUAAAGCCGGUGUGCUUACCGACUGCCGACACCAAUCUUACACCCAAUACAUAUUGUACCGUUAUUGGAUGGGGCAAGAAAAACGAUACCGAUUCCUCUGAGUAUGAGCCAGCUGUAAACGAAGUUGUAGUUCCUAUUCUGCCUAGACAUCUCUGCAACACAUGGGCGAUUCCGGAGGACCUUUGUUGUGUCGAGAUAAAGAAGACGAGGAGAGAUGGUUCGUCGGCGGAAUUGUCAGCUGGGGCAUAAAAUGCGCCCACCCCAAACUGCCCGGGGUCUACGCUAACGUACCCAAAUACGUGACGUGGAUCCAAAAAGAAAUGUCUAAGUACUCUGAUUAUAACGAUAGAAGUAAUGGAAAAACAUAAGCCACUGAGUUUGACAAAAUAUUCGAUGUUAAAAUCAACAACAUCAAAACGAAUCGAAUGGAAAUGAAAAGAAAACGUAGAAUAAAGUAAAUGCGGAUUUUCUUACUUGACAUACAUUAGAAGAGGAAGAUACUGGAAUUGAAAGCAAUUAUGAGUUCCCGAUUUGAUAAUCUAUGCUCAGCGAUUCCUGUACGCUCAAUCAAAGGAUAGUAUUUUGUACACACCUUGUGAGCUUUGAAUCAAGAAAAGAGAGUUAAAUAUUAAUAUGGAUUCUCAUAGUUUGAGAUUAGUAGUACAGACAAAUAGGAAUCACAGAUAAAAAUCACUGCGGACUCGUUCGCUAAGCUAAAGGAUGCUAGACAAUAAAUAACUCAUCACAAAUUUCGUCAAAUAAUAAGAAUAAUCCAAUUAAGUCUACCACUAACAACAGAAAAACUAUUUAUUUCUCAUACUGUGAACAAAUGAUAGUAGAAAAACCGGAUUUUAUCAUCAACAUACAUACUGAUAUUUACUGUCGCAAUUCUCAGUCAUAGCUCGUCCAAAUUAAUACGAAAUUUCACCUUCAAUUUUUCGUAAGAAGAUUUUAUGAUAAGCCACUUGAACAAGGAAAUGUGAGAUAAUAGGAAACAUAUAGGGUAUAUUACUUUAUAAGUGAAACUACCUAUGGAGAAUAAUUGCGUACACAUAAGUUCAAAUAACAAGCCAUUUUCUAGGAAAAGACUAUAAUAGAGAAAGAAUAAUAAAAGAAUAUUAUAAAAGAGAGGAUCAAAAAUGCCGAUGUAUGUACUUUUGGUACCUACUGAAAUAAGAAAAAACUUGAGGAUUUGUGCACAAAACAAAAAUCCACGCAUAUGAUGCGAUAAAAAUAUUUUGUAUCGCUGCCGACUUUAAGACAGCCGUGUAUGGAGCCACCAAGUGGUUGAAACCCUUUAUCUAUAGGGUGUGCGUUUAACGGUAUUCAAUGAUAUGAGUCAUUUGGGUGGUGUAAGUAAUAAUGAGUCGUACAUACCUUAGGAAGCACAAUGCCCAUUAUACUUUUUUUAUAAGCCAUAAUUAAAAGAAAACUUUCCUUAUUACAAUUAUAGAAAUAUAAUAAUCUUCUUUUUCAUUUAAGGAAAAUAUAAGAAAUAUGAUAAAAAGCAAUCGUAUUUCGUAGUAAAUAACUUUUGAAAACCUUUUUCAUUUUUUAAAAUCCGGAUAAUUUGGCUUUCACUGCUAUUCCACCUCAAACGACUCAUGCAUUUGUAUGGCAAUCAUAGGAAAUCUGUGAUUUACGAACAAUCCUCAUACAAAUAUAGAAGGGGAUUAUAAAGUAUUCUUUUGAAAUAGCUUUUUCCGUUGAUAUAUCGCACAUUUACAUUUGAAAAGAGAAGCUGAAUGCUUCUCGAUGGCUUGUGAUAUGCACACAGUUUAACACAGAUAUCUUAAUAUCUUAAUAUCAAAAGUUAUAUAAUUUAGUACUAUUAAGGUGAAGAAAAACGUAGAUGUGCUGAAGAAAGCACAUUAUAUAUAUAUACAUAUAUAUAUAUAUACAUAUAAUCGAUAAACUGUAUUUUUGUAAAGGAACGAGUUAAGCGCACACCCCCUACGGGUAAAAUAUCGUACACGUAUUGCAUGAAAUGCAUUAGUGUACUAUCGCGUGAAUAUUUUAUUUAAAUAAUGCGCAUACAAAGAGACAAUAUAUCAUAAGAAACAAAGAAAAUGUCUAUGUGCUUAUUGAUGUAAAUGCAACGUAGUCAGUUACACACAUAAUCACGUUCAUUGUAAGAACGCGUGCCAGGCAAAACUAUAUAGUAAUGCACGUUUAAACAUAGACGUAACAGCGACAUCGUUGCAUACUGUGCAUUUUUAUUACACGUGAUAAAUUUUGGAUUCAACACCGUGAUCCAUAUUUAUGCGCGUGAAUCUUGGAGACAGAUCCAGUAUUACGAGAAUUCUGAUGUACAUACGAAUUGAAAAUGUAAGAACUGCCAUGACGAAUAGUAGCGUGUAUUUUCACCGUAUAUCUUACUGCAAACGCUACACGAUAAGAAAUAGCGUCGCAGUCUAAACUCAAUUAUUGGCGUAAUUUCGUCUGUCGGUCUUAUUGUUUCGCAGUAUUCAUUUUGCAAAAAAGUACGGUAUGCAAGAAGUCUUCAAAGCUAGGCUGAGCUAACGAAAAAUUAACCGUCUAAAUAAGCAUGUCUUAUAUUUAUUAUUUUUAUUAUUUAAGCAUAGGCUAUGUUGAGCAUAGGUUUUAAUAGAUUUUGUUAUGAGUAUUUGGAACCUUUUUAAUUUAUUGUUUUAGUACAUAGUAAAGUAUUUUUCUAUGUACAACAAGAAAGUGUCUCGGAUUUUUUGUGUAUUCAUAAAAUUUAUAAAUUUUUUUAAAUGAACGAAAUAUAUACACUGAGUUUAAUUCAAUAUUAUAAUAUUGCAUAUAUUUUCAUUAAUUGUAUUGCCAAUUGAGUCAUUUUUCGA
Molecule: messenger RNA, 6647 nt
Organism: Monomorium pharaonis (pharaoh ant)
Lineage: Eukaryota; Metazoa; Arthropoda; Insecta; Hymenoptera; Formicidae
Exons: 20
Coding region: 784-4068 (1094 amino acids)
Biological process (GO): proteolysis
Cellular component (GO): membrane
Molecular function (GO): protein binding; serine-type endopeptidase activity
Source: RefSeq, a predicted model, not a curated record